GAGAUUCGGUUCUUGCCUUUGAACGCCAUGGAUGUGCAGUUAAUCGAGUACGAAUUGGCCUGCAAUUGUAACUACAGACUCUACAAUGUUAUUCUGGACGAGGACGACACCGAAAUCCAAACCAGCGUCACUGUUGAUCCUUCUACUGUCUCCUCAUGGAUCAAAAAAAUCGAAACCGAAAACGGAUCCCGUCUCCAUCGUUUGAUUGUAGGGCUUGACAUCGAGUGGCGCCCAAACUUCAGUCCCGUCGUCGACCGAAACCCCGUCGCCACUAUCCAGCUGUGUGUCGGAGAGUCCUGCAUCAUCUACCAAGUUCUCCACUCCAACCACAUCCCCCGCCGACUCCGAAACUUUCUGAACAACGACGACUACAGAUUCGUUGGAGUUGGUAUUCGUAGUGACGUGGACAAGCUGUGGGAGGACUAUGAUCUUGAAGUGUCGAACGUUGUUGAUCUCCGGGAGUGGGCGGCAGAGGAACUGAACAAUAAGAAGCUUCUUAAUUCGGGGCUCAAAUAUUUGGGGAAGAAAAUUGCGGGAAUAGAGAUUGAGAAGCCCAAGAGUGUGACAACCAGUGCUUGGGAUCAGCGUUGGCUUAGCCGUAAACAGAUAUGUUAUGCUUGCAUUGAUGCUUAUAUUUCUUUUGAAGUUGGGAGGGUCUUAAGUGCUUGGUAUUAGAAGAGUGGGUAUCACAAGAAAAUAUGUAAGUAAAAUACACCAGUUAUCGUUUUCUUCUACUCAUAUUGUAAGUGUGCGUAUGAAACAAUUUCCUCUAUGUUGUGUUGAUUCUAGUUUCCUACCAUUCCAUCUUGAUUAUGAGAGAGAUCAUUUUGUGUUCCUUUGUAAAUAGUAAUGGUAUUUGUUGCUUCUU
This is a messenger RNA of Solanum verrucosum, 868 nucleotides long. Its product is annotated as Werner Syndrome-like exonuclease. Gene Ontology annotation, cellular component: cytoplasm; nucleus. The coding region runs from base 28 to 675 and encodes 215 amino acids. Lineage: Eukaryota; Viridiplantae; Streptophyta; Magnoliopsida; Solanales; Solanaceae. The record is from RefSeq and is a predicted model, not a curated record. Gene Ontology annotation, molecular function: nucleic acid binding; 3'-5' exonuclease activity. The transcript has a single exon. Gene Ontology annotation, biological process: nucleobase-containing compound metabolic process.